AAACACAGACUAGGACCAGGCAACUCAUUAAGCAGAGGUUGGGGUUCCAACCCCAGUAAGAUCUAGAUCCAUCCCAGAAACUGUCACUGCUUCGUGGAGGCCAUGCGUGACCUUUGGCUCUCUUCCCUGUUGACCAACUGGUGCUAGACUCACCCAGAGUGGGAUUUAUUCCACUCACCCCGACUUGUUUGCCAACAGCCCCCUUAUGAUCCACUCAAAUCUGGCACUUCUUGGCGCCUGGUGGAGCACAGUGACAUGCCUGGCACAGUUGUCCUGCCAGGUCCUGAUAGGUGUGCCACGCCUCCAGGCAAGGUGCCAACUUGUAAGACAUAAAAGCCUGGUAUCCCCCGAGCAGUUCUUGUGACUGGCACCAUGAAGGGGAGCAGCACGCUUCUGCUGGGGGCUCUAACCCUGAUCUGCGUCUGUGGGCUGACCACAGCAGAGGAUGACAAUGAGUUUUUCAUGGAAUUCCUGCAAACGCUGCUGGUGGGAACCCCAGAAGAGCUCUUUGAAGGGCCCCUGGGCAAGUACGAUGUCAAUGACAAAGCCAAGUCAGCACUGACAGAGCUCAAGACCUGCAUCGAUGAACUGCAGCCGGAGCAUAAGGAGCAACUGGUCAAGCUGCUGGUACAAGUGUUAGACACUCAAGAGGACACAUAAGCAGGCCUGAAACAUAGCUUGACUUCCAUAAAUGACAGGACCAGCCACACGAGCAGCCAUGGAUGUGCUAAGACCACCGCUUCCUCACAAAAAAAUUCACCCUCAAACUGUUAAAUCAAUAAAGCGUCCUGAGCCCA
This is a messenger RNA of Meriones unguiculatus (Mongolian gerbil), 797 nucleotides long. It is a transcript of the gene Scgb1c1, whose product is annotated as secretoglobin family 1C member 1. The transcript has 3 exons. NCBI's taxonomy places the organism in Eukaryota, Metazoa, Chordata, Mammalia, Rodentia, Muridae. The record is from RefSeq and is a predicted model, not a curated record. The coding region runs from base 373 to 660 and encodes 95 amino acids.